Molecule: messenger RNA, 2403 nt
Organism: Saccostrea echinata
Lineage: Eukaryota; Metazoa; Mollusca; Bivalvia; Ostreida; Ostreidae
Product: cytoplasmic dynein 1 intermediate chain 2-like
Exons: 20
Coding region: 59-2134 (691 amino acids)
Biological process (GO): transport along microtubule
Cellular component (GO): cytoplasmic dynein complex
Molecular function (GO): dynein light chain binding; dynein heavy chain binding
Source: RefSeq, a predicted model, not a curated record
UAUUGGUGUUGGCUCAUCAGCAUAAUAUUGAUUGAUAAUUUAAGAAAUUUGUCUGAAAAUGGCCGAUAGAAAGGCUGAACUUGAGCGAAAAAAGCUCAAGUUGGAGCAGAUGAGAAAAGAAAGAGAGGAAAAGAAUCGACAACGCAAGCUUAAAGAGAGUGGAGAAGAUAAGAAGUCUGGACAGAGCGGUGGCCAGACCCAAGAUUUAAGAAAAGAAACUGAUGAGUUGCUUGCCAAUUUAGGGAUCCCUGAGUCAUCACCAACACCAACCCAGCCAGUAAAACAAAGUGAUCAGAAAUCGCCAACCCCUUCUGAAGGUGCACCUUCUGUAGCAGCCCCCACUCAAAUCACUAGUAGACAAAGAGCUAAGUUAUCACUAGUAAAAGUAGCAGAGACAAACAUACCUCCUCGUGAGAAUGUGUCCUACAGCAAGGAGACUCAGACCGUUAUUGUAGAAACUGCAGAGAAGGAAGGACAUAAAUAUGGAGCCCGAGGGCCGUGGGACUAUUACGAUGAUCAAUCUGACGAAACAUGUAGCAUUUCCAGUCUUGUCAGGGGUGCGUCUUCUCGCUUUAGUUCACCUCGUCAUAGCCACUCCUCCCCUCAUCAUGGUUCCCCCAAAUUUCUUCACCAUGAUAUGGAAUGGGAGGAUGAAUUUGAAUUUUAUGACGAAGAUGAAGACACAGAUUCAAUUGAUGUCCACCCUGCUGCUCCAGCCCACAAGAUGCCCCAUGUGGAGAUGGUCCACCCCACCCAGACCCCCGCAGACAUCCAGAAACAGGAAGAAAAACCAAGUCAACCCAAAAUGAAAGUUAUAGAGCUGAGUGAGGAAGAGAAGAAACAAAUCAUGAUGACAGAGGAAUUCCAGAGUUUUUUCAGCAAGACAACACGGGUUGUGGAGCGAGCUUUGGAUGAGGACAUUGAUAUUUUCGUAGAUUAUGCUGGAGGGGAUGGGGAGGAUAUGGAGAGUGACUUGCGAGCAGGAGAAAGACUGAAACUUCAGAGGAAUUUCUUUGAUGAGAGAUGGUCCAAACAUCGCACGGUAACCAGCCUAGACUGGUCUAAACAGCACCCAGAGCUGUUGGUGGCUUCAUACAAUGCUAAUGAAGAUUCUCCUAAUGACCCUGAUGGAGUGACUCUCAUCUGGAAUUCUAGAUUUAAAAAGACCACUCCUGAAUAUGUCUUCCAUUGCCAGUCCCCUGUGAUGUCAAGCUGUUUUGCUGAGUUCCACCCUAACCUUGUGGUGGGAGGGACCUACUCGGGUCAGAUUGUGCUGUGGGACAACAGGGUCAACAAGAGAACCCCCAUACAGAGGACUCCCCUCUCAGCAGCUGCCCACACUCACCCUGUGUACUGUAUUAAUGUUGUGGGGACACAGAAUGCCCAUAAUCUGAUCAGUGUGUCCACUGAUGGUAAAAUGUGUUCCUGGAGUCUGGACAUGCUGUCACAGCCACAGGACAGUAUGGAGCUUCAACACAAACAAAGUAAAGCUGUGGCGGUCACCUGUUUUUCGUUUUUAUCUGGGGACGUUAAUAACUUUGUAGUGGGCAGUGAGGAUUGUACUGUGUACACAGCCUGCAGACACGGAGGUAAGACUGGUAUUAAUGAGGCCUUUGAGGGACACAUGGGGCCCAUCACGGGGAUAGACUGUCACAAUGUGCCAGGUCAGAUUGACUUCUCCCCCUACUUCCUCACCUCCAGCUUUGAUUGGACACUCAAGCUCUGGAGCAUUAAGGAUCAAAAAUUCUUACAUUCCUUUGAGGAUAACAGUGAUUACGUAUAUGAUGUCCAGUGGUCACCUGUCCACCCUGCAUUGUUUGCCAGUGUAGACGGUGAUGGACGUCUAGACCUGUGGAAUCUCAAUAAUGAAACUGAGGUUCCUACAGCAUCAGUUGUAGUGGAGGGGGGCGUGGCCCUUAAUCACUGUAGAUGGCAUGGAAGUGGAACAAACAUUGCUGUAGGGGAUGAUGUCGGAAGGAUUCACAUUUAUGAUGUGGCUGAGAACACGGCCAAUCCUAAGAUGGACGAGUGGUCACGCUUUGUUAGAACUCUCCAGGAAUUAAAACAGCAGGCAGUGGAGCGUGAAGAGGAGUCUUCUUUAGGAUCAAUUUCCAUGACCUCCCCGCUAAGAUGAACAAUCCUCUGAACUGAAAAUUUUCUCUAGACCAAACAAAUAAUUUGGUAAAUUUUGAUGGUGGAAGUGCUAUAUACAUGUAUGUGAACAUUUUGCUUGACAUGAUGGUGACAGUGAAUGUGAAGCUUAAUUUACAUGUAUUUCAGGACAGUGUGCAAUAAUUGAUUUAAAAAUAUAUUUACAAAAUAAAAUAAUGUAUUCUAAAUAAAAUAAAUGUACAGUAUGUUCAUUGUAACUUAAAUGUCGGAAAAUAAAAACACCUGAUUCAU